GCUGUCAAAUAUGGCGGCGUCCACCAUGUCUUUUCGCUAGUGAGGGUCGGCCACGGCGUGUUUUUGGACUGAUUCUGUAACGGGACGCCGCGCGGUUACAAGUCAACAUGGGUAUCCUCGAGAAGAUCAGCGAAAUCGAGAGAGAAAUCUCCCGGACACAGAAAAAUAAGGCUACGGAAUACCACUUGGGCCUGCUGAAGGCCAAGCUAGCAAAGUACAGGACUCAGCUUCUGGAGCCACAGGGCAAAUCAAAGGAAAAGGGGGAAGGCUUCGAUGUUAUGAAAUCGGGCGAUGCGCGUGUCGCUCUCAUUGGCUUUCCAUCGGUUGGCAAGUCCACGCUGCUCAACAUCAUGACUGACACCCACAGCGAGUCAGCGUCGUAUGAGUUCACCACACUCACCUGCAUCCCUGGUGUUAUUGAGUACAAAGGUGCCAACAUACAGCUUCUCGAUCUGCCUGGUAUCAUCGAAGGUGCCUCUCAAGGCAAGGGACGAGGACGCCAGGUGAUUGCCGUGGCCCGAACUGCCGACCUUGUUGUCAUGAUGCUGGAUGCCGGCAAGAGCGAGGUGCAUCGGAAGCUGCUGGAGCAAGAGUUGGAAGCCGUCGGCAUCAGGCUAAACAAGCUGCCGCCAAAUAUUUACUUCAAGGAAAAGAAAGCAGGAGGCCUGAGCUUUAACUCGACUUGCAACCUGACAAAGUGUGACGAGAAGCUCGUCCAAAUGGUUCUUCACGAGUACAAGAUCUUCAAUGCCGAAGUCCUCUUCCGUGAGGACUGUACCCCGGAUGAGCUGAUUGACGUGAUCCUGCGCAACAGGGUCUAUCUGCCUUGUGUAUACGUUUACAACAAGAUCGACCAGAUUGCCAUUGAGGAGGUGGACCGGCUUGCCCGCCAGCCGCACAGUGUUGUUGUCAGCUGCAACAUGAAGCUGAACCUGGACUAUUUCCUGGAGAGGCUGUGGGAAUACCUGGCUCUGAUUCGGGUCUACACCAAGAAACGUGGAUCUCCUCCUGACUUUGAUGGUGGCCUUAUUCUCCGAAGGAACGCAACAGUUGAGCAUGUGUGUCACGCAAUCCACCGCAGCAUUGUCCACGUCUUCAAGUAUGCACUCGUCUGGGGCACGAGCACCAAGUACAGCCCACAGAGGGUUGGCCUGCAGCAUGUGGUUCACCACGAAGAUGUCGUCCAGAUUGUCAAAAAAUGAUGGAACCGCUGUGCCCUAGGAACUGCAAAUGAUUUAUAAUGCCUGCCAUAAAUGAAGUGUAUUGGCGGAACAUUUUUUUUUUCUUCUUCGCAAGCCUCAUGACAAUGUAUUGUCAAGGAAAGAACAUCAUAAAGCGACAAGCCCAGUGACCAACUUGCCUUGA
This is a messenger RNA of Dermacentor albipictus, 1365 nucleotides long. Its product is annotated as developmentally-regulated GTP-binding protein 2. NCBI's taxonomy places the organism in Eukaryota, Metazoa, Arthropoda, Arachnida, Ixodida, Ixodidae. Gene Ontology annotation, molecular function: GTPase activity; GTP binding. Gene Ontology annotation, cellular component: cytoplasm. The record is from RefSeq and is a predicted model, not a curated record. Gene Ontology annotation, biological process: cytoplasmic translation.